AUGAGUAUGAAUGGAGACUGGAUGAAACCAGAGGACAACUAUGAAAUUCCCUUCAACUAUCACAGCAACCCGCGUGCGGAAAAGUUGAAAAAAUAUUCUCAUUCUAAACGCAUCGCUCAAGCAAUCAAGAUGGAAAAGUUCAACCUCUUCAACAUCAAGUUUGGAGCUCUGACUCUGUUGCUGCUCGUAUUGGGCCAGAUUGGCUCAUCAAGCCCUCUGCAUGAAGCCGAAGAUCCGAUCACCGUUGCCACCAUCCAGUUCCACAGCAAAACCGAUCAAGACCUGUGCACCGGCUACCAACUGAAUGGCAAGAUGUUUAUUGCCUUGGCUCGAUGCCUAGGAUCGGAUUCUAGCCAAAUCAACCAACUGCACGAGCUGGACGUCAUCGGUCAAGGACAGCAGAACGUUCAGGCUUUCGCCCUGCAGGCAGCCGGUUCGGAUUCCGCUGGGGACCUUGCCGUCAUCAUGUACAACGGUGCCGUUCAGGAUGCAUUCGACAUGCCACGGGACUCCGAAGCCGGAUUGUUCCAGAAGUUUGGCCUGCGUAGCCUGGUUCGUAUCGGACGUCGUCAGGAACCUCCAGCCGGUGAAAAUGGUAACGGCGGAAACGCCACGGAUAGUGCUCCCUUCGUCGGAACCAGUUCGCAGCUGCUUGGAGCCACCCUGACCCUUGUGGGUUCCGUUCUUUUGAUGCAUUGA
Messenger RNA from Ochlerotatus camptorhynchus, 699 nucleotides. RefSeq lists its product as uncharacterized. The coding region runs from base 1 to 699 and encodes 232 amino acids. The transcript is spliced from 3 exons. Lineage: Eukaryota; Metazoa; Arthropoda; Insecta; Diptera; Culicidae. The record is from RefSeq and is a predicted model, not a curated record.